CGCGCGGCGCCUGCUGGGAGAAGGCGCCUCCGGCCCUGCUCGGGCCGUUUGAACUUGGCGGUCCUGAUGCAGGCGGCCGGGCCCUGGCGGGCGGUCUCUCCCGUUCCGUGCACCCGCUUCGUGGCCUGCUGCAGGCCGGGCCCCCGACCUUCCUCGAGCUUUGUCACCGACCUCAUAGCGGACUCCCAGGGCCCAGGACUGGAGGAGGUGGUGGUGACCGAGUGCUUGUCGCCGCUGCCUCUGAGCUGCAGCAACUCCACCCUGUCCCUGUUGUCUCCCCUGGGCCACCAGAGCUUUCCGUUUGGCGAGGACGACAGUGAAGGGGAGGAUGAAGAGGCAGUGGACGAAGAUGCCCGUGAGUCAGAGGCCAAGGUGGAGAGCCUGGAAGGAACGGAGUUACCGGGGCACUCCAGCUGUGAAGUUGAGUCACAGGAUAAACAAGAACAGAAGCAGGUGCUAUUACGGGAAAACAGCCUGACACCGUGGGAGAUGUGGUUUGUUGGCAAAGAAAAAGAAGAGCGUGGCCGACUACAGCAGAAAGUUCUAGAGGAAUUAAGUCAGCAAAUAGAAAAAACAAAAGAAAUGAAAGAGCGUGAAAAAAGAAAGAUAAUUGCUGAAGAAAAGCACAAGGAAUGGGUUCAGAAGAAAAAUGAACAGGAAAGGAAAGAAAGGGAACAAAAAAUUAAUAAAGAAAUGGAAGAGAAAGCAGCAAAGAAACUGGAGAAAGAACAGUUGCAAGAAAAAGCGAAAGCAAAAUAUCAAGAAUGGUUGAAGAAAAAAAAUGCUGAGGAGUGUGAGAAAAAGAAGAAAGAGAAGGAAAAAGAAAAGCAACGGCAAGCAGAAUUACAAGAGAAAAAGGAAAUAGCAGAAAAAAAGUUUAAGGAAUGGUUGGAAAAUGCAAAAAAUAAACCUCGUCCAGCUGCAAAGAGCUAUGGUUAUGCCAGUGGGAAGCUUACAGAUCUAGUCCUUCCCUCUCAUGAUCACCUUGCAGGAUGUGGACACAGCAUGCACAUCUUCUCAGUUGUAAGUCUAGGCUUCACAUGUAAGCACACAUGAAGCUUAUGUCUUUCUAGUCCUGCUUGUUUCACUCAACAUGAUUUUCAGUCCUAUCCAUUUUCCUCAAAAUGUCAUGACUUCAUUUUUCUUUCUGCUAGAAUAAAAUUCCCAUUGUGUAUUUGAACCACAUUUUCUUUAUCCAUUCAUCUUUUGAUGGACAUGUAGGCUGAUUCCAUUUCCUAGCUAUUGUGAUUCAUGCAACAAUAAACAUGGAUGUACAAGUAUCUCUAUGGUAUGUUGACUUUAAGUCCUUUGGGUGUAUACUCCAGAGCUGGGUCAUAUGGCAGUUCUUUUUUUUUGAGAAACCUCCAAACUGCUUUCUAAAGUGGCUGUAUCACUUUACAUUGCCACCAUCAGAGGGCUCCUCUUUCCCCACUCCCUUGUCAGCAUUUGUUGUCUUGAUGACAACCAUUCUGACUAGAGUAAGAUAGAUCUCAAAGUGAUUUUAAUUGCUUCAAAACUAAGGAUGUUGAGAACUUAAAAAAAUAUAUAUUUUGAGACAAAGUCUCAUUGUGAGCCUAGAACUCACAAAGAUGACCCACCUCUGCCUCCUAAGUGCAGUAAUUAAGAUGUACACCACCAAGCCUGGCAGCUUUGUCAAAUCCCUAUGACUAUACUUAUUUUGAGAAUUCUGUCUUCAGUUCAUCAGCCCAUUUAUUGACUGAAUGUUUUGCUCUUUAAGUGUUUCAUUUUGUAAUUAUUUUUAGAUUAAGAUUGUGAAUCUUCCAUGUAAAACUGUGUCAUUGGCAAAGCCUUCCCUGUACCUGGAAGUUUUUCCGAUCCUACCUGGCCCCACAGUCGGCAAAAAUCUCUCCCAACUCAUCCCACAGCUACUUGGUCCCAAGUAAACACACAGAGGCUUAUAUUACUUACAAACUCUAUGGCCUAUGGGUCAGGCUUCUUGCUAGCUAGCUCUUAUAACUUAACUCAACCCAUUUCUAUUAAUCUAUAUGUUGCCAUGUGGCCAUGGCAUUACCGAUCUGCUGGCAUCUUGUUGCUCCUUAGGCAGUGGUUUGGCGUCUCUCCACACUAUCCUUUCUCCUCUCACUAUUUCUCUUGGAUUUUCCUGCCUGGCUCCAUCUUGCCCUGCCAUAGGUCAAUGCAGCUUUAUUUAUUAGCCAAUGGGAGCAGCACAUAUUCACAGCAUACAGAAAGAUAUCCCACAUCACUUCCCCUUUUCUGUCUAAUCAAAAAAAGAAGGUUUUAACUUUAACAUAGUAAAAUUACAUAUAAGAGAACAGUUGUCAAGCAAGAAUUACAGUUACAAUAUCUAUUCUAUUUGUAUUUGGCAAAUGUAAAGAAAAUAUUCUAGCAUCUAUCCUAUAUUUGUGAGUCUAAAGUUUGAUAUCUAAUUUAUCUUUUAUCAUAACCAAUGAAAAUUAUAACUAUCUAGUCUUCAACUACACCAAAGACCCCAGAAGGAUAUAAUAUUACCUGAGUAAACAGGAAGUGUAUUGCAAGCAAUUUCCAUAAUUCUAGAAAGGACAGAGACAGCUGGCUGCCUGGACAGUCACCCAAAGUUCCUCUGCAACUUUGGGGCAUCCAUCUUCCACCUAUAGGCCUAGAGUCUCUCAGUCACUUUUCCCUGUGUCCUUAGAAUGUCUGGCAGUCUGCUCUGCAAAGCAGAAACCUGAAGGACCAUGUUUUGGCAAAAUUCAGUGGUCAUUUUCCUAUGGGUCCUGUAUACAACAUAUUAUCAAGCAGUCCAGGCAAGAGCAGUUUCUUGCCCAAAUGGCUAUUUUUGCCCUAAAGGAAGCAAACUCCAUAUGGAGUUUCUUUGAUGUCUAUCCUCCUCUUCGAAGCAAUUGGUGCUGCCAGGAGCAGACAUGUCUCAUUGUCCAGAAAGUCUAAGUUUUUAAAACAUUUUAAAUGCCAUAUUCUGUAAGUCUUUGAAGUGUUUGAAGAUUAUCUACCCUAAUUGAAAUAUAUCUAUGUAUACCUAGAAAACUAGCAUGACUAUAAGUUUGAUUAUCAUAAAUGACUAAUUAUUCUGUAUUUUUAAUUAUAUAUUACAAUUUUAAAUGAGUUGCAUACACAUAAUACCUUAAACAAGAAUAGAAAUGUAUGUAUAUAGUAUAACAAAAUUAACUUUAAAUUUGUAUCAAUAAACCAAAAUCCAUAGCAUUGUAAAACAUUUCAAAUAAGUUUUUGCUCUUUAAAAGUAGAUUCAACAAUUUGCUCUUUCAUCCUUUCUAUAUCCCCUUUUCUUCUUUAGAAAGAGAUUGCAUUUAUAAUCAGCCACCUUUAAAUAAAAAUAAAUAUUUAUAAACUAUAUGUUGGGAAUUUGGGGUGUAGCUUCUCAUACUACUUCCUGCUGGAUGACAGUGCUAGCAAUCUUAUGGGGAUCCUGAGAAAAUUAAGAAUUAUAGUUAAAUCUUGGCUGUAGUAGUCUGUGAGACUGUAUCGACCUUUCAGGGGGUCUUGGUUGAUCAAACCAUAUUAGCCUAGAAGCAAUCCAUACGUUUGCAUCUUCUGUGGAAACAAAAGCAGAACCUUUUUUCCAAAGCAACGUAUUCUUAGACACAAAUUUUGAAGUCAAGAUACUUUUAAAAUAUACAUAUAAAUAUUGGUUUAACUGAGUAGCCUUUACAGUCAAAUGUCUCUCUGCAGUUAAAAAAUCCCAGAGACAAUAUAAUAAUAUGCAGUAUCCGGAUUCUUUGUGUAAUUUUCAUCUUUAUAUAGCUUAACUUUUAUAUUUUGUUGGCUCUUUAAAGACUUUAUUUUUUAAAAACUAUUUCUUUAUUUAACUGCAUAUACUCCUUUUCCUCUCUCUUCCAAGCCUAUGUACAUUUUUACACACAUUGUAAACAGUUUUAUUCCAUCUGAAUCUGUCUUAUUGUGAAUCUGUUAUCAUUUUUUGACCAUUGAUUUAAACUGCAGUGUGGCUAGGACCUAAGCGGCAGCCCUGGCUGCUGGCUCCGCCCACCUCAGCUUCCCAACAUGGCAGAGGUACAUUUACCUCCAGCUCUGGAGAAACCAUGCUUACUUACCACCUGACUCUGGGAAUCAGUGGGUCUAUGCCUCCAUCCAGCAGCGUGUAGCCCAGAAACCCCUUUUUUUUUUCUAUACUAGCAAAAGCUAAAUCUACCAUGCAUUGCCCUGCACGGCUUGGAGACACCUCUGUGUACUGCAACAGGAAUUCACCAUGUUGUAGGUCAAGCCCACAUGCCAGGAACCCGCCUUACUGUAGCUCAAGCCCACACACUGCAGCAUCUCUUUUCACGGCUUGCCUGAGAGACCCAACUAGGAAGCUGUUUUUAGCUCCGUUUUAGAAUCUCUUUUUAAAGCUUUCCCAGGUUUUGGGUGGAAAUUCUUGGCCCACAUUGAGUGCCACUCUGCCAUUCUGCUUGCUUUCUUCACUCUGGUAAUUGUUUCCUGUGCUGUACAGGAGCUUCUUAAUAUGGGGUCAUCCCAUUUGUUAAUUCUUGGGAUUAUUUUCCUUGCUGCUGCAUCAUUUUGGACAAUUCUUGUCUGUGCCUGUAUCCUGAAGUGUUGUACCCAUUUUCUUCUAGCAGUUUGAAAGUUUCAGGUUUCACAUUAAAACCUCUUGUCCAUUUUAGAUUUAUUUUUUGUUCAAGGUGAAAAAAGGGGCUCUGAUUUCAUUCUUUUGCUUGUAUAAACCCAGUUUUUCCAGCACCCAUUGUUACAGUUUGCAUACUUAACUUUUUUUGGUUUUUUGAGACAGGGUUUCUCUGUGUAGUCCUAGAUGUCCUGGAACCCACUCUGUAGACCAGGCUGGCCUCGAACUCACAGAAAUCACCUGGCUCUGCCUCCCAAGUGCUGAGAUUAAAGUUGUGUGCUGCCACUGCCCAGCCACAAACUUACAUUUUCAAGCAAUGACUUCUAAUGAUAGCAAACAAAAAUUCUCAUGGUUGGCAUUGUAGUUCAGUGGUAGAGAGUAACUUUAGCAUUUGCCUGACUCUGUGCUCAGGCUCUAGGACUCCAAAAUAAAGUAUCUUAUUUAUUGGACCAUCGAACCUCAAUUGAGAUAUGUUUGCAAGGUCAUUUUGCUUUUUCUCUUUCUACCAGUCUUUAUGGUAGAGCUUCCAGGGUCCAAUGCAUUCUUUUAGAAGAGUAGAAUGCUAGACAGCACAUGACCAAAUGUACCCAGUUUGCCUUUAGGCUUGGUCUGAUUAUAAUGGCAAUGCAUGUUUUUCUUUGUGCUUCAUGUUAGAAACUCAUACCUUGCUGACAGCUGCCUUCACUUGUUUAAGUGAUUUAUUAUUAAAUACUCCCAUUCUGUUUUGUUCACACACUAGAACAUACUGCAGACUUUGUUUUGACUGUCUUGGUGAAGUGUGUGUUGACAUAUCUUUGCAGUCAGUGUGGACUGGGAGUGUCUGAAAGACACAUUCCUGCUGUCAGGACUAGACCUCUCUUUAUGUCACAGGCUCAUCUAUUAUGGAUACUGAGCACUGGCAUGGCAUAAAUUAAAUUUUUUUUAAAUUUUUUUGUUGAGAAAAAUGAUGAUGAUAAACAAUUAUUUUAACCAAAUGACAAGAUAGUAAAGUUAGGAUGGAGAUGUUGACUAGAAGUUAACUACCAAAAUAAUGGAUUAUUAUCUCAAUGCUUUUGGAUUUGUGAACUUAAUUUCACAUGCUGUGCUUCUCUUGUCUCCAUCCUUUAUGUCCAUAUCAUUGUUACAAAUUGCACAGUACAGGGAUUUCUGUCUCCACGGUGAGUGGAGGACUCAAAGCCAAUUCAUGGCAUGUUCUUCCUGCAUCCCAUUAUGGGUUGUCAGAUGUCACCAUUCUGUAAACACUUUGUGUGCAUUAGCAGAAAUGAAUGCCAAUUAGUGGUCAAAAUCCUGAGUUGACAGUAAUGCAGAAGUUGAAUGGUUCUAAAUUGGAAUCUUAAGUUAUUGUGGGCACUUAUAUAUAAUAAAGUCUUUAUUUUUUAUAAACUUUAGUAUCUGAUAAGGGACACUAUCACAUGAUUAGCCAUUUCCAAGACUGAAUUAAGAGCAUAAAGUUGUUUUGUUUUUUGGUUUUUUGCAUAAAGGUUUUAAGAAUUAUAAAAGAAAUUGCAUAGCAAACCUUUGUAAACAUUUUUAUUUAGAUAGGUUUUCACAGUAUUAUUCAAAUUCUCUGAAUUUUUAAUGUUUGCUACAGUGAUUACUAUAUUGGAACAAUGUUAUUUUUUUUUAAAACAUUUCAGGCUUCAAGUUUUAAGUUAGUGUAUUGAUUUACCAAUGAUACUUUGUCCUGUUGUCAUUUUAAUAUUUUUCUAGCAAUUAAAAUUUGAUUUCUUUGAUCUAAGAAUUUUUCUUGUUCAUUCUGAUUUUU
This is a messenger RNA of Peromyscus californicus insignis, 6341 nucleotides long. RefSeq names its product coiled-coil domain containing 34 (gene Ccdc34). The transcript has 6 exons. The record is from RefSeq and is a predicted model, not a curated record. Lineage: Eukaryota; Metazoa; Chordata; Mammalia; Rodentia; Cricetidae. Bases 67 to 1056 code for a protein of 329 amino acids.